UUUACCACUUAAAUAUACUUUUAACUAAUAUUUAGUACAUAUCAAUUUAAAGUUUGAAGUUAGUUGAAUAGAAUUAGUGUUUCAAUUGUUUUAUUAUAAAAAAAAAUUGCACUACACAAUCUAAUCAAGAAGUUAAUAAGAAGGAAUUAAGAAGCAAAAUAAAUAAGUAUAAUAAUUAAUUAAUCUGUUAUCUUUUUACAUGCGAUAUUCUAACAACUUAUACCAUGAAAACAUGAUCGUAAGAAUUCCAAAUACUUUUUUGGAAUAUCUUUUCUUUUUAAGCUGUUUUUCCAUUGGUUGCUUUUGCGCGGGUUAAAUAUUCUGUGCACUCAGAUGCGCAUAGCACUUGCUAAAGUUUUUUAUAUAAAGUUUUAUUUCAAAAUUUGAAACUUUUCAAAUAAUUGUAAAUUGGCAAAUAAAGAUUUUAUUAAAAUUUUAUUUUUUUUAACAUAUUUAUUUCAUGAUUUUAUUAUAAGAUGGAAAAUGAUGUAGAAAAUAUACUAUCAAAUAGUGAUCGUACAAUUCAUACAAUGUAUACUCCUCGAACAAGAGGAAGACAACAAUUUAGUUUAGGUAUUAGUUUUGCUCCAGCAGAAGAAAUUGAAGAUAUUAAUACAUUACAAGAAUUAUUAAAUAAAACUUGGACUAUUUUUGGGGUUUCUACUUUAUUUAAUUUUUAUCAAGAUGAAAUAUGUUUAAAACAAUAUGCAAAAAAAUUAAGAGAAGAAGUUGCAAAUAAUUUAACACAAGAAGAUGUAACAUAUAAUACAGAAUUUUGUAUUAUGGAAAACAUAAUAUUGAGGCCUAGUCCAAUGGAUCCACCACCAAUAAAGAUUGAAGUUUAUUCUGAAAAAAAUAAUAAUGAAGAAAGUUCAAAGAAAUGUAUAUAUAAAGGAAUAUUUCUGUCAUGGAGAACUACUAAAAAUACAUUAACUGAUAAUUCUAUAAGAUUACCUCUUCUAUUAUGUCGUAGUACACAAGGUACUAUGGGAAUUGUUCAUACUAUAUUAAGUCGCAUGUUUGAUUGUAUGAUUGUCACAUUAUCUGCACAUGAAGAUGAUUUAUUAUGGCUUAUUCCAAUUGUAAUUACUCCAACAACUAAAGAGGAACAACCAAAAAGCAAAGAUGAAAUUCAUAUGGAAUAUAAAAUACCAGAACUACCAGAUACAGAUACAAUUACAAUAAAAUUUAAAAUUUUAGAUUUAAUAAAAAUAUUAACAGUAAUUAUAAAAGAUCAAAAUGAUGAAGCAAGUCUUGAAAUGACUUUUAAUUUAGAACAUAUAGAAAAAUUUCGUGAAGUUUUAUAUUCUCAAAUUUUAGAACUUGCUGGUUUACAAUUGGGAUUGUGUACAUUACAUAAAAUUCAUCUCCCAACACUUACUAUUAUGGAAAAUAAAAUGAAAGUAAUGAGUGCAGAUACUAUGAAUCGUGUUUUAUUAUAUUUAAAUGAAAAAGCUCUUGAUAUGUUUCACACAUUAAAUCUUGAGAUGUAAUCUGUAUAAUAUAUUUUAAAUUAUUGAUGUUA
Messenger RNA from Apis laboriosa (Himalayan honeybee), 1525 nucleotides. RefSeq names its product centromere protein L-like. Lineage: Eukaryota; Metazoa; Arthropoda; Insecta; Hymenoptera; Apidae. The transcript has 6 exons. The record is from RefSeq and is a predicted model, not a curated record. Bases 477 to 1493 code for a protein of 338 amino acids.